AUUAGUGCGAGGCACCUGUCAUGACAGCAAUUGUACGAGUGCGUGUGUGAAAGUUUUCCUGUGAUUUCCUGAGAAUUUUUCGUAAUCACGACUGAUGCAGUUUAGGAUUGGCUACUCCUAUCGUGUAAAGUAAUUAAUAUGCUGUUGUGAUCCUAUCUAGGGAUUGUUUCUGGUGCUGUGUGUACAUGCUGUUCGCACACUUUCUGAGUCACUAGCGUUGCUACAUUAGUUAUGCACUUUGCAAAACUCCAACCCAGGGAAAUCAUUACUGUUGCAGAAAAAUAUCCAAACAGUUGGAGUAUAUUUCGUUUUUGAGAUAUUCAUCGUUGUACGAGCGCUUAAGUUUGGUCCGAAGGGUAAACGUUCUAUCGUCAUACAAAUCCGCCCCGUUCCGAUUCCGAAGGGCAAUUGAUUGACCUGUACAUGGCGUAACGCAUACCAUAGUCGUGUGUCAUCGAUCGUUAAUUCAAUUCUAGUCUGACCAUUCAAAAAACUAGAUCACCUAGUCUUGCGUAGCGAUAACCCACAAUUGAUGGAACCGAAAUAGGCAACAUUCUACUGGCAGUAAUUCAAGCGAAUCCAGCAAGAUUGUGUCAGUCGAGUUACAAGCUCCGAAUACACAAAUCUUGACUCGGGAUGCAGCAGCGUUUCAGCACCGGAUUUUCAUUGCGUUUGCCGACAUUAUCAUUGUCGCGUGGUAUGCGUCAUCGUCUGUUAUCAGAAGGUCGGCGUACCUAGAAAGAGCUUACGAUGGUUUCAGCAGCUAGCGAUUGCUAGCUCAGUGACCGUACGAAUGCUGUAGAGUUAAUCACAGUUCUGCAUCUGAUUGGCCAACGGCGGUAAAAUAACAUUACUCGAUUAGCAUCAUACAACCGGAUCGUGCUACAAGUGAAAACAAUCGACUGUGCGAGUUAUCGGAAGAAAUCAAGAAGAAAAGAAGCGAAGCAUAGUUUUGCAUAUUUAGCCGUGCAUGAGUGUAUCCAAGCGUGUGUAAGAAGUUGUGGUGCCUUUAGUGAACGAAAGGGCACAUAACAAAUCAAUCAUGAAACAAUGUCGCCAACGAUGAUAACCAUCAUACACUGCUUGGCUAUCGGUAUCCUGAUAUUCUGGUGCGGAAAAUGGAUCAUUCAUUUGACUGCUAUCACCUAUGGAAAGAUAAAACUCCACAAAAAAGCUUCCCAACAGCCCCGAGAAACACCAUAUCCCUCGGUGUCCAUUUUGAAACCACUUAUGGGAGUCGAUCCGAAUCUUCAAAGCAAUUUGGAAACAUUUUUUCUGAUGGACUACCCGAUCUAUGAGUUGCUGUUUUGCAUCGAAUCCCAGGAUGAUCCAGCGAUUGAAAUAGUAAAUCGGCUAUGUGAUAAGUAUCCUAGCAUUGAGGCGAAGCUGCUCGUUGGUGGCUCGAACGUGGGAGUAAAUCCAAAGAUAAAUAAUCUCUACCAGGGAUAUGUGCAGGCUCAAUACGAAUUAAUAAUGAUUUCCGACGCAGGAAUUCGAAUGAAGAGUGACACACUAACCGACAUGGUUAACCAUAUGACAGAGAAGGUUGGUCUUGUACAUCAGAUGCCAUUCGUUUGCGACCGAGAAGGAUUUGCUGCAGCAUUUGAGAAGAUAUACUUCGGCACGGUGCAGUCACGCAUUUACCUAUGUGCCGAUCUGCUCGGAAUAAACUGUCACACGGGAAUGUCGUGCUUAAUGCGAAAAGACGUACUGGAUCAACUUGGAGGUGUGCAAGCGUUUGGAUGCUAUCUGGCAGAAGAUUUCUUUCUCGCUAAGGCCUUUCACGAUCACAAUUGGAAGUUGACGAUCAGUAGCCAACCAGCGUGGCAGAACUCUGGGAUUUGUGAUAUUAGCAGCUUUCAGGCACGACUCACACGAUGGGCUAAACUGAGGGUGGCCAUGGUACCGACGACCAUCCUGCUUGAACCGAUGUCAGAGUGCAUCAUUGUGGGUUUGUUUGCCUGCGGUGCCGCCAAAGUACUCUUCCGAUGGAAUCCUCUGGUAUUUUUUCUCAUUCAUACGCUCGUGUGGUUCUUGUCCGAUUGGCUUCUGCUGUCGAUAAUCCAGAAUGGAGCGCUACCAUUUAACAAAUUCACCUUUUUCGUUGGAUGGGCUUUUCGUGAAAUCAGUGGCCCUUAUCUGUUUUUCAAUGCCUUGUGGAAUCCAGCUAUCAGAUGGCGAACUCGCGUGUAUAAGCUAGCUUGGGGCGGUGUUGCGUACGAACUUACAUCUCAAAUUAAAUCAUAAUUUUGGUUCAUCUACAAUGUAGUAAUGAAAGUAAUUAACGAUUUCUUAGGAUCGCACUGUCCCCUGUUGCUGUAACUAUUUCAUGUAGAAACUUUUCUUUCCUUCGAACAAACUUCCCUUGGAAAUAAAUUGUGCAUAUGUAGCUCGUUUCUCUUACACUAAAGCGCACACGUCCGCUGAUAUUACGAUCAUUCCAAAUGAUACCAAUCGUUGGAACGUCUCGUUAUAUUUUGGAACAGAAAUGUUGUGUUUAGUAUCUAUUUCCUUAGAUUUUCCUUUUAAACCCUAAUUUCCUUUUAAACAGAAGCAAAGAGACAGAAAGAGAGAGAGAGAGAGAGAGAGAGAGAGAGAGAGAGGCAUUGUUUGCUGCUGAUGUACGUCGAAGCGUACACUUCAAACCUUUAAUGUAACAAGAUCCUUUUGUAAAACUGUUCAAUGUACAUAAUAUUUAUAACGUCGGCGAGGACUACGAAUUAAGUUUAAACACAAUUUGGAUAAAGAAAAAAGUUAAUACGAUAAAAAUUGAACGUAAGAACACAAAAAAAUAAACAGUGAAAAGUGUGAAUUUAAA
Anopheles stephensi (Asian malaria mosquito) is the source of this 2818-nucleotide messenger RNA. RefSeq names its product ceramide glucosyltransferase (gene GlcT). Bases 1051 to 2247 code for a protein of 398 amino acids. Gene Ontology annotation, cellular component: membrane. The transcript is spliced from 2 exons. NCBI's taxonomy places the organism in Eukaryota, Metazoa, Arthropoda, Insecta, Diptera, Culicidae. Gene Ontology annotation, biological process: glucosylceramide biosynthetic process. The record is from RefSeq and is a predicted model, not a curated record. Gene Ontology annotation, molecular function: ceramide glucosyltransferase activity.